UGAAACCCAAAUAAUCGAAGGGAAGUGAACUCAAAGAGGAGUUAAAAAUGUUACUCAGGUUGAAUACUCUCAAUAUCCAUGUUGAGAACAUGGUUACCACAGAAACGUAAAGCCAGCCGACAAGAUAAUUGAGACGUACAAAAAUACCGUAUUUUGGUACGUCUCAAUUAUCUUGUGGCACAUACAUACGUGCCUACUUUAUUCGUCCCAAAGGGGCUUUUCAGUUCUCCGACACACGAAGCUGAAGAGAUCCAUUCAAAGCAACGAGGGGGAGAUUAGAAUAAUCCAGUUAUAACAAACCUGGCGGAGGUCUGAAAUCUUUGGCCACGAACAAGGAAGAACAAGGAAGUUGUUGUAAUCUUUGGAGGCUGCUUGGAUGCCUGUGUUGCACAGAAGACAAGUGUAAGAUACGAUUCAGAAUGUCUCGAAAGAUAAGCAACUACGAAAACUUUGCUCAGUUGUCAGCUGAUCACAAUCGAAAACGAUACACUUUGGAAAGAACUGAAUCUUCAGUAUCAAAUGCGAGCAGCAGACUUGAAAAUGGCGGUCAACUUAUCGACGUGUUCUUCACCGUCUUGAAAUGGCUAACGGCCGUGCUCGUUUUCUCAGUUGUUGUGUUCUGCGUGGUGGCCAGUAAGAUUUGUCUGCUGGUUCUAGGACAGCAGUUCAAAGCUUUAAAUCAAACUAAGACAAGUGCUCUGGGAGAUGCUUCUGUAGAGACAAGCAAACAAGCCUCCAUAUUAAUGCUUGUCCUGGUUUUAAUGAUCCCUCAACUCGUGUCUUUAGUUUACGCUACUUGGACAAAUUUAAGAAGGAAGACUCGUCCGUGGCCAACAAAACAAGGAUUUAUUUUGAUUUUGAUUGGUGGGUUCCUGGAAACUCUGUCCCUUUGUUAUAUAACCAUAGUCGGACUGGCGGUUUUACCAGUAGAUCCCAGUGUCAUUGUACUGCUCAUGUGCAGCCUAGCUGUGGUUCCUUCGAUAUGGCAAGCCACAUCAUCAAGAUCACGCUUCCACACAACAAGUGGCAAGUUGCACGCCUUCAAAUUUUCAGCAUCUGCUGUCAUUGCCGUACUUGGUAUUGCGCUGUUAACUUGGAAGACACCUGACAUGUACGGACGGAUAGGUAUCCCGAUCGCGUUUAUUCUUCUCUCCAUCGCAUGGUCGCCUAAGCUGAGGAAACAUCAAGUAAGAAGCAAACAUCAGAGCGCCAACAAAGCUCCUGAGGCCACGAUGCGGAGUUCAGUUUCGGACGUUUCUGACUACAUGUAUAACAGCGACACUGAGCAAGGUGUCACCCAGGGACCCCCUGUGAAAAGAAGAACAGCUUGCGGGAAAGCUGCCAUUGUUUCCUCGCUGUGGAAACUUAUUCUUACACCUUUCCUUGCAGUUAUGUUCAUCAAGCUCUACAACAUAGUUGAGCUGGACAGUAUUUUUGCAGGGUUAAAAGACAUAAAUGUAUCUAAUCCAUCAUUUGUGUAUUUCCUGCUCCAUAUUUUUGCUAGCUUCUUUGGUUACCAUUUUGGUUGGCUUGCCUGCUCACUCUGCCUUCAGAGGGUUGGGUAUGCUCUCCCUUUAACGUUAGCAACACCUAUCGCUAUCUUCGUGAUACAUGUCACAGGGAUAUGCGAGACAGACACCAUUCCCUUACCUUGUACAUCAGACGAUCUGAUCUACAUUCUCGCAGCGGGAGCGCUUCUGUGGGUGGCACAGUUCGUUUCGAUCACUUACUACGUGUGGAAAGGACAAGGAAUGAUUAUGGCGAAAGCACAUGACCUAUUCUGGAUCCCAGACUAUAAUGGUGUCUGCCUUGAACAAGAUCUAUUGUUGAACAGACGCAACGAAGCGUCCGAUGAGGAGCACGUCACGCAGCAAAACCUUUCUCGGGACAUCCGAGUAUUCAUCUGCACAACAAUGUAUCACGAGGAAGAUUACGAAAUGGAACAACUUCUUCGAUCCAUUCUUGACGUCGACAUAAACAGCGGGAAAACUGGACGCCAGUUUGAGUCACACGUGUUUUUUGAUGGAUGUGUCAGGGUAGAGGUACUUAACAGCUAUGCAUUGAAGCUGGCUUCCCUGGUAGAAAAGACGUUAAAUGUACGUCUUACUGAAUGCAGCAAGAUGAAAACCCCAUAUGGUAUGCAGCUUAAAUGGAGGCUUCCAGGGGGAAUGGAAUUUACUAUUCAUUUGAAAGACAAUGCUAAGGUGAAGAACCAAAAGCGUUGGAGCCAGGUGAUGUACAUGUCCUAUAUUUUGGAUUUUAAACAGGGUCUCCUCGGAGUGAAAGAUGAACAGUCCUUCAUCUUAACGACAGACGCCGAUGUCAAAUUUACUCAUGAAUCUGUAGAGGCACUCGUAGACCAGAUCAUUGAGGACCCUAUAAUUGGUGCAGUGUGUGCUCGUACCUACCCCCUGGGGAAUGGACCUGUUGUCUGGUACCAGAUCUUUGACUAUGCCAUUGGACAUUGGUUUCAGAAGGUUGCAAAUCAUAUACUCGGUUCAGUGCUGUGUAGUCCCGGAUGUUUCAGUCUGUACAGGUGCAAGGCCGUCAGAGAGGUGUUACCAACUUAUGCCACCGGUGUGGACCACGCUUUCGAAUUCCUGACCAAAGAUAUGGGGGAAGAUCGCUGGAUGUGUACACUUAUGCUUGAACGAGGCUGGCGACUGACGUACUGCGCAGCCGCAGGAGAUAGUACUUACUGCCCGGAAAGCUUUAACGAGUUUUACAAGCAGAGGCGUCGCUGGACGUUAUCGACGCUUGCCAACCUUGUUCUGCUUGUCAGUGAAUGGAAGAGGAUUUUGAAGAACAACGAUCACAUUUCUUUUCUUUUUAUGCUUUACCAAACAUGUCUUGUCUGUUCCACUCUUAUUGGACCAUCCACAGUCAUUUUGGGUAUAGUGGGUGGAAUGGUGUUCUCGGGCCUUGCAGGCAACGAAAUAAUUACUAUUGUCGUUAUCAGCCUGGCAAUCCUUGUAUACACCUUAAUAUGCCUCUUCACGUCACAAGAUUUCCAGCUCAGGGUGUCCAAACUGCUGACAUUCAUUUUUGCUGUAAUCAUGUGCAUUGUUUUCAGUGGUGUAGCAGUUCAAAUUUCAAACGAGAUAAAAUCGACAGGCAUGCCAACACUAGAACCAAAGUCAGCCUCACCCCAGUCUUUGGAGCAGCACCUACCGGCUGGAAUCAGCACUCUAUACUUGGCCGGGUUAUCUGGCAUCUUUAUUGCCGCUGCCCUGUUGCAUCCCAACGAGUUCACGUGUUUGUUUCAUGGAAUGUGGUAUGUGCUGUGCCUACCCUCUGGGAACGUGUUACUGACAAUAUAUUCUCUUUGCAAUGUAACGGACAGAUCAUGGGGUAAGUAUGCGAUUCAAGCUAUCCACCGCAUAAAUCGCUAUUUAGUGUCAACAAAACAAACAGUCCCCAAUGCAAAGUGAUUUAUCCGAUGUAUAGCGUUAUACACCUUUCGAACGACCCCGGCCUCCUCUUUAAGAUAGCAAGUAGUUGCAUCUGCGUUAAGGACGUUCGCGCUACUUGUUUCUGCGCAUCCUUACUACGCACGCAAAUUCACAC
Molecule: messenger RNA, 3567 nt
Organism: Orbicella faveolata
Lineage: Eukaryota; Metazoa; Cnidaria; Anthozoa; Scleractinia; Merulinidae
Biological process (GO): chitin biosynthetic process
Cellular component (GO): cell septum; cell periphery
Molecular function (GO): chitin synthase activity; protein binding
Source: RefSeq, a predicted model, not a curated record